AAUGGAUAUCGAUAAAUACUUAGAAACUCUUAAAAAUGCCAGGUGUUUGAGUGAGAGAGAUGUGCGAUUGGUUUGUGAACAUGCAAAGGAGAUUUUUAUUGAAGAAUCAAAUGUACAUUAAGUGAAAGCUCCAGUAAUAAUUUGUGGAGACAUACAUGGGCAGUUCUUUGAUUUGUUAGAGUUAUUCAAUAAAGGAGGAUAGAUUCCAAAUGCCAACUAUAUAUUUAUUGGCGAUUUUGUUGAUCGUGGGUAUAGUAGGUUUUUGAUUAUAGAUACAAUUCUGUAGAGACAUUCGAGUAUUUGCUUUGUUUAAAACUUAAAUAUCCAGAUAAUAUUACAUUAUUAAGAGGAAAUCAUGAAUCAAGAUAAAUUACUCAAGUUUAUGGUUUCUAUGAUGAAAUAGUGAGAAAAUAUGGGAAUGCAAAUCCUUGGCGAUAUUUUACAGAUGUUUUUGAUUAUCUUCCUUUGGGAGCNUUAUAUGAUUUUAAUACAAUAAAUUUUAAUUUCUCCUUUUAAAUAAGUUAAGUCUAGCAUCAAAUUUUUAUUGUAUAAUCUAAAUAAUUCAAAUUUCAAAAGCAUAUUAAAAUACCUAUUAGUUUUAAUGCAAUAUCAGAAUGGGAUAGAUUUUAGGAUGAGUUUUAUACUAAAGAAAAUCAUGUUAUAAUUGAGUUGAUUUAAAUAAACAAAUAAAUAAAUACAAUAAUUCCUAAAAAUAUAGGAACUAUAGUAAAUAUAUUUAAAUAUACUAGGUUAUAUUUGGUUUUAUUUCUAUUAUCUUUUUUAUGAUUU
Molecule: messenger RNA, 789 nt
Organism: Paramecium pentaurelia
Lineage: Eukaryota; Ciliophora; Oligohymenophorea; Peniculida; Parameciidae
Source: the annotation of a GenBank genome assembly